Microstroma glucosiphilum is the source of this 1743-nucleotide messenger RNA. RefSeq lists its product as hypothetical. The transcript is spliced from 2 exons. Gene Ontology annotation, molecular function: phosphatidylglycerophosphatase activity. Gene Ontology annotation, biological process: translational initiation. The coding region runs from base 1 to 1743 and encodes 580 amino acids. The record is from RefSeq and is a predicted model, not a curated record. Lineage: Eukaryota; Fungi; Basidiomycota; Exobasidiomycetes; Microstromatales; Microstromataceae.
AUGGUCAACCUCUCUGGCGUGGCUGCCAUCGGGUCCGCCCUCUUGCGGCCCGGUCUGGUAGUGCCACACCUGGUCGUCCCCGAUAUCCGCUCCUUGUCCUGGGUUCAUGCCAAACGCCUCGGCUUCGACUACAUCGUCUUCGACAAGGACAAUUGCAUCACCGCACCGCAUUCCGACUCGCUUCACCCAUCGCUGGAGGAGUCAUACAGGCAAUGUCUGCAAGUCUUUGGCGAGGACAAUGUACUCAUCGUCUCCAACUCGGCAGGCAGCUCGAGCGAUGUGGGAGGCGUGGGUGCCCAGCACCUCUCCCGCAUGCUGUAUGGCACCACCGUUCUCUGCCACAUCAAGAAGAAGCCAGCAAGAGGCUGCGCAAGACAGGUGGUGGACUACUUCUCGCAGGUACACGACCCCUCCUCCUCGACAUCUCGCCUCCGCCCCUCCUUCUCCAGCGGCCUAAAGCGCAUCUUUGCCACGCAGGGUACAACUGGCAGCGAGGGCGAGGUGGUGAAGCGACUGGUAAAGAAGAGGAUGGGGAACAUACUGGUGAUUGGAGAUCGCAUUACCACCGAUACAGUCACCUCUCACAGGAUGGGUGACGUUCUGGCGAAGCGCUAUCCAUCGCAAGGGCUCGAAGCUUCCCCGCCUCAAGCUGUUUCUGUGAUCACUACGACACUAUGGGCUCAUGAAGGACCGAUGAACGCCCUCAUGAGGAGAGCAGAAGCUGCGGUGAGGUCUCGCCUCGUCAAGCGAGGAGUUAAGCCAGGAGGCGGUUGGAAGCAAGAGGCCGGAGUAGCGCAAACGUGGGACAGUCUACUGGAGCCGCAACAUACUGCACCGGCGUCGCGAGUCCUUGCACCUUCUCCAUCUUCGCGGAUCCUGUCAGAUCCGACGCCUGCCACUUACAUCGCAUCUCAACUACAGCGUUCGUCACUUCCUCCUUGGGCGUCCAACAUACUCACAAUCCUCGUGUCGAAUCGCUUCCUUGGGGCUACCUCGCGGUUUCUCCGCGAUGGGUGGCUGCUCAUUCUGCGGGGCUGUCGCGAAGGUCUCAACCGGCCGAAUCUGGUAUUUGACGAGUCGAAGAGGAGAGGCAGAUUACACAGCACCUCGCCCGUGCCCACCUCCUCCUACAGAAGUCCCAGGUCCUUGCGAGGCCAAGAGCCGGCAAGAAGCUACUCCACUCUCAUUACGGGACGCAGUCAAAUCUUGUCGCAUCUUGACGUCUGCGGUCGGCAAUUCUCGCCCUACUCUACGGGACCAAUGACCAAAGCUCGAACGGGAGAGGUCAAAGAUGAAGGCAUCUCCGCCUUUCGAGUCCAGCUCGUGGACAGCGAGACAGGCAAGCUCGUCGGUGAGCCUCGCAACCCGAAGCUGAUACUCGCUGAGAUUGAUCGCGCCCACUACUACCUGCUCCAGGUCACACGCGACCAGGAGGUGCCUAUCGUGAAGGUCAUGAGCAAGAAAGACGCCUAUCUCAAAUCCAAGGCCGGCGGUGGGGGCGCAGGAAAGACAGUCGCUAGUCAACCUCCCGCUGAGAUACAAAUUAGCUGGCUCGUCACAGAGCAUGAUCUGUCGCAUAAGCUCGAGUCAGGAAAGCGUCAUCUCAACAAGAAGGGUCCCGGAAGCCGAGUGAGCAUCACAAUCACUACCAAGAAGGGACGAAAGUGGACCAGUGGACAGGAGGAAGACAAGCUGGCGGUGAUCAAGAAGAUUGAGGACUUGAUGGGACUACACCAGCUGUGA